AUGGAGGACUGCGUCAUCAGUACUAAAGAAGUUGAAGGAAAAAGAGUUCAUGAUCUUUUCCAAGCGAAGAUGAUGUCAAGAUCAACGAGAAGAAGACUCUGGGUACCAGGACCAGUCAUAGUCGGUGCUGGCCCUUCUGGACUUGCCACGGCUGCUUGUCUUAAAGAAAAAGGGAUUCCAAGCUUAAUACUUGAAAGGGCCAAUUGCAUUGCUUCUCUGUGGCAGCAUAAGACUUACGACCGACUCCGACUCCACCUUCCCAAGAACUUCUGCGAGCUGCCUCUUUUCCCCUUUCCAAAGGAUUUUCCCACUUAUCCAACCAAGCAACAGUUCAUUUCCUACCUGGAAUCGUACGCCAAACAUUUCGACUUGGAGCCUGCAUAUAACAACACGGUUGUGAGUGCAGAAUUCGACGAGGGAUGCGGGUUUUGGCGGGUUAGGACAGGCGUGGGACUAAAAGGGGAUCAGGAGACUGAAUAUGUAUGCCAAUGGUUAAUUGUUGCCACGGGCGAAAAUGCAGAAGAGAUAGUACCGGAAUUUGAAGGGAUGGACAAGUUUUUAGGGCCUGUUGUACAUACAAGCUCGUAUAGACGUGGGGAUUGUUUUCAAGGGAAGUCAGUUUUGGUGGUUGGAUGCGGGAACUCAGGCAUGGAAGUCAGUUUGGAUCUCUGCAACCAUAAUGCUUGCCCAUCCCUUGUGGUCAGGGAUUCCGUGCACGUCUUGCCUCAGGAGAUGCUUGGGAGAUCAACGUUUGGACUGGCGAUGCAGUUGCUCAAGUGGUUCCCCGUCAGGCUAGUUGAUCGAUUUUUACUUGUAAUAUCUUGGAUUAUGCUAGGAAAUACGGCACCACUAGGUCUCCCCCGACCAAAGAUUGGUCCCCUGGAACUCAAAAGCAUUACCGGGAAGACCCCUGUAUUGGAUGUUGGGACACUUGCCCAGAUUAGAACUGGAAAAAUAAAGGUGGUCCGGGGAAUAAAGAGAUUAAUGCGUAAUGCAGUCGAAUUUGUUGAUGGGAUGGUUGAGAACUUUGAUGCCAUCAUCUUAGCGACAGGUUAUAGAAGUACUGCACCAACCUGGUUGAAGGGGAAGAAUUUGUUCUCGGAGGAAGAUGGCUUCCCCAGCAAACCAUUCCCCGAUGGAUGGAAAGGUCAUAAUGGUUUAUAUGCCGCGGGAUUCACCAAGAGUGGUCUACUUGGCACGUCAAUGGAUGCCAGGAGGAUUGCGGAGGACAUCGAGAAACAGUGGAAGGUGAGGGCUGUGCAAUUCCAGGGCCUUUGCUAAUUCAUCAACAUCACAGCCCGGAUUUGUAUGGAAGUGGUGCAACUCAGCUUGUAAAUCGACUUGCUGCGCAUGCAUAAUUUGUCCACUAUGGACACAUGUGGAAGAAUCUAAUUAAUCUCUUCCCCGAACGAACCAACUAUGUGCAAAUGCCGAUGAAUCCUAAUCUCUUCCCCAAACAAACCAUGUAUAAGUGUACAUGAAUGUAAGGUUUAGCUAUUUUUGUGUAAUUAGGCUAGGUGAGUUGGGGUGAUUGGCUGGUAAUAUGUAGAUUAAUUAGAUUUUCGGGGCUUAAUUAUAUUGAUGCCGUGAGAAUAUGUGUUGGA
Messenger RNA from Coffea eugenioides, 1604 nucleotides. RefSeq names its product indole-3-pyruvate monooxygenase YUCCA2. The transcript has 4 exons. Gene Ontology annotation, biological process: auxin biosynthetic process. Lineage: Eukaryota; Viridiplantae; Streptophyta; Magnoliopsida; Gentianales; Rubiaceae. The record is from RefSeq and is a predicted model, not a curated record. The coding region runs from base 1 to 1281 and encodes 426 amino acids. Gene Ontology annotation, molecular function: N,N-dimethylaniline monooxygenase activity; flavin adenine dinucleotide binding; NADP binding.